Molecule: messenger RNA, 591 nt
Organism: Glycine soja
Lineage: Eukaryota; Viridiplantae; Streptophyta; Magnoliopsida; Fabales; Fabaceae
Product: thaumatin-like protein 1
Exons: 2
Biological process (GO): defense response
Cellular component (GO): extracellular region
Source: RefSeq, a predicted model, not a curated record
AUGGGUGAGCAACUAUCAGCCUCCACAGAUAACAGGAAUCCAGCUUCGGACAUAGCUCCCAAAAGGACACUUUCAGCGAAAGGGAGGUUGGUUCUCCAAACCGGCGCCUCCACCACAAUCGCCGCACCCGCGUCUUGGGGUGGCCAUUUCUGGGGCAGAACACUCUGCUCCGAAGACUCCACCGGCAAAUUCUCCUGUGUCACCGGCGACUGCGGCUCCGACAAGCUCAAGUGCUCCGGAAACGGCGCUGCGCCGCCUGCCACCCUCGCCGAGUUCACCCUCGACGGAGCCGGAGGCCUCAACUUCUUCGACGUGAGUUUAGUCGACGGCUACAACGUGCCGAUGCUGGUGGUGCCGCAGGGUGGCUCUGGCGAGAAGUGCACCGCGACGGGGUGCAUGGAAGAUCUGAACGACGCGUGUCCUUCGGAGCUUAAAGUGAUGGGAAUGGAUGGGAGAGAGGGUGUGGUGGUGGGCAAGAGCACCUGCGAGGCGUUCAACUCGCCGCAGUAUUGCUGCAGCGGCGCGUACGGCACGCCCGACACGUGCAAGCCAUCGGCUUACUCAGCGAUAUUCAAGAGUGUGACACCCUCU